AUGAACAAGAAGACCAAGCCUAACAAGAGGAUAACCAGGAAGAUGAACAAGCAGACCAAGUCUAACAAGAGGAUAACAAGGAAGAUGAACAAGAAGACCAAGCCUAACAAGAGGAUAAUAAGGAAGAUGAACAAGAAGACCAAGCCUAACAAGAGGAUAACAAGGAAGAUGAACAAGAAGACCAAGCCUAACAAGAGGAUAACAAGGAAGAUGAACAAGAAGACCAAGCCUAACAAGAGGAUAACCAGGAAGAUGAACAAGAAGACCAAGCCUAACAAGAGGAUAACAAGGAAGAUGAACAAGAAGACCAAGCCUAACAAGAGGAUAAUAAGGAAGAUGAACAAGAAGACCAAGUCUAACAAGAGGAUAACAAGGAAGAUGAACAAGAAGACCAAGCCUAACAAGAGGAUAACAAGGAAGAUGAACAAGAAGACCAAGUCUAAAAAAACUCAGGAGCUGGAUAAAAUGGCCUGCCACCGAACUUAUACUUUUAUUAAAAAUGUUAUUGGAAAUAAUUACUGCUUGAACCUCUAUUCAAUUUGA
Molecule: messenger RNA, 543 nt
Organism: Eurytemora carolleeae
Lineage: Eukaryota; Metazoa; Arthropoda; Copepoda; Calanoida; Temoridae
Exons: 1
Coding region: 1-543 (180 amino acids)
Source: RefSeq, a predicted model, not a curated record